ACAAAAUCAAAGUUAAGCAACAGCAUCUAAGAGCACUUUUUAGGUGGGAAAGAACCUAGAGGAUGGCUCUGAAUGAUUGUUUGCUUUUGAACUUGGAAGUGGACCACUUUUUGCACUGCAACGUCUCCAAUCACAGUGCAGAUCUCCCCAUGAACGACGACUGGUUCCACCCAGGGAUCUUCUAUGUCAUCCCUGCCAUCUACGGGGUCAUCAUUCUGAUAGGCCUCAUCGGCAACAUCACCCUGAUCAAGAUCUUCUGUACAGUGAAGGCCAUGAGAAACGUGCCGAACCUGUUCAUCUCCAGUCUGGCCUUGGGAGAUCUGCUCCUCCUGGUAACAUGCGCCCCCGUGGACGCCAGCAGGUACCUGGCCGACAGAUGGCUAUUUGGCAGGAUUGGCUGCAAACUGAUCCCCUUUAUACAGCUCACCUCCGUGGGGGUGUCUGUCUUCACCCUCACGGCUCUCUCGGCGGACAGGUACAAAGCCAUCGUCCGGCCAAUGGAUAUCCAGGCCUCUCAUGCUCUGAUGAAGAUCUGCCUCAAAGCUGCAUUGAUCUGGGUUAUCUCCAUGCUUCUGGCCAUCCCGGAGGCUGUGUUUUCUGAUCUACAUCCCUUCCAUGAGGAAAGCACCAACCAGACCUUCAUCAGCUGUGCCCCAUACCCACACUCUAACGAGCUGCACCCCAAAAUCCACUCCAUGGCUUCCUUCCUGGUCUUCUACAUCAUCCCACUGUCGAUUAUCUCUGUCUACUACUACUUCAUUGCUAGAAAUCUGAUCCAGAGUGCUUACAAUCUGCCUGUGGAAGGGAAUAUACAUGUCAAGAAGCAGAUUGAAUCCCGGAAACGCCUUGCCAAGACGGUGCUGGUGUUCGUGGGCCUCUUUGCCUUCUGCUGGCUCCCCAACCACAUCAUCUACCUGUACCGCUCCUACCACUACUCCGAGGUGGACACCUCCAUGCUCCACUUCAUCACCAGCAUCUGUGCCCGCCUCCUGGCCUUCACCAACUCCUGCGUGAACCCAUUUGCCCUCUACCUGCUGAGCAAGAGUUUCAGGAAACAAUUCAACACCCAGCUCCUCUGUUGUCGGCCUGGCCUGAUGACCCGCUCUCACAGCACCGGCAGAAGCACGACCUGCAUGACCUCCUUCAAGAGUACCAACCCCUCUGUGGCCACCUUCAGCCUCAUCAAUGGAAACAUCUGUCAUGAAGGGUAUGUCUAG
This is a messenger RNA of Nyctereutes procyonoides (raccoon dog), 1217 nucleotides long. It is a transcript of the gene GRPR, whose product is annotated as gastrin releasing peptide receptor. The record is from RefSeq and is a predicted model, not a curated record. Gene Ontology annotation, biological process: G protein-coupled receptor signaling pathway. Bases 63 to 1217 code for a protein of 384 amino acids. Gene Ontology annotation, cellular component: membrane. The transcript has 3 exons. NCBI's taxonomy places the organism in Eukaryota, Metazoa, Chordata, Mammalia, Carnivora, Canidae. Gene Ontology annotation, molecular function: G protein-coupled peptide receptor activity.